CAAAUUUCUAUCCCAUUUGCAGAUUUAAGCCACACUUGUUAAGAAGAUGGACAGCUAUGGGUUCUCCAGUGACAUGUUCAGUGGCCGAGCAGUUCUGGGGGAGGACAGCUCGGUCAUGGCCCGAAUGCAGAAGAAGUUCUGGAAGACCAAGCAGGUUCUGAUCAAGGCCACAGGGAAGAAGGAAGAUGAGCACGUGGUGGCCUCUGACGCAGACCUUGAUGCCAAAUUGGAGUUUUUCCGUUCAGUCCAGAUCACUUGCACAGAACUCCUGAAAGUGAUCGAGAAAUACCAGCAAAGAAUCACACACCUCUCUCAAGAGGAGAAUGAGCUCGGACUGUUCUUGCGCUUCCAGGCAGAGCAUGAUAAAACAAAAGCAGGCAGUAUGAUGGACGCCACCAGUAAAGCUCUCUGCUGUUCUGCCAAGCAAAGGUUGGCUCUGUGUGCCCCUCUCCAUCGUUUCGAACAGGAAGUGGAGACGUUCCGGAGGAGAGCCAUCGCAGACACCCUGCUGACCGUGAGCCGGAUGGAGAAAGCACGGACUGAGUACCGCGGAGCUCUGCUCUGGAUGAAGGAUGUCUCACAGGAACUGGACCCAGAUACUUAUAAACAACUGGAGAAAUUUCGCAAGGUUCAGGCCCAGGUAAGAGGAACAAAAGGGCAUUUUGAUAAGCUGAAGAAUGACGUGUGUCAGAAAGUGGAUAUGCUGGGUGCCAGUCGCUGCAACAUGCUUUCACAUUCCUUAUGUACUUACCAGACAACGCUUUUACAGUACUGGGAGAAGACUGCAUAUGUGAUGUCUGGAAUCCAUGAGGCCUUCAAAGGAUAUGUACCCUACCAGUUCACUACCCUCAAAGAAUUGAGGGACCCACUGGACCAGAUUGUCUCUGCACAAGCAGCAGAGGACAGCAAAGACGAGGACAAGAAGACACAUCCAGACAAAAUGGGUCUCUUCAGGCAAGAGGCCUUUUUGAAGGCUCUGGUUACUGAUCUUCUUGUUUCACUUGAAGAUGAACAGCUGGGUGAAUCAUCCGAUACUGUUUCUACUCGUGCAGUAGAUGGACAGAGUAGAGGAUCAGACAGUUCUUUGUGUGCCAGUCUGGACUCUGUGUUGAAUGAACAAUUAGGCCCCAUUGGUGGAGCUAGCACGGAUGACGACCUCCUAUUACUGACCCCUAAGCCUGGCCCGAUCCCUUCUCUCACUUCAACCUUGACCCCAACCCUACACCCAUCCAUGUCCGUUAUGCAGCCUCAGAUACCGCAGGAGGCCUCAAUGCCUCCUGCUAUUCAGUGGGGCGUAGGCGUUUCAUAUGAGGAAAUGCAAGAUGCCUUACCCAGCAGUCUUCCACCUAAAAUAGUAGGCAGGGACCUGUUGUCUGAGGCUUUAGACUCUGCGGGGGUGAAAGAAGAGGAGGGAGAGAGAGGUGACCUGGCCUUCCUGCAGGAUCUGCUGAGUCCUGGGGCUGCGAGUGGCGCUAGUGAGUUCAGUAAGGCAUGGCAGGAUGCUUUCGGCUCUUUUGAGGCCCCUCUUGCUCCUGUUGCUGCUGCUUCACCACAAGCAGGAACGGCAAACACACCCACUGGCUUCCUGCCAUCACAACUCCUGGACCAUAGCCUCAGUACCACAGGAUGGGCGACUCCACCUAUGUUUCAAGCCCCGCCCCUCCAGCCACCUUCCAGUGGAGGACAGCCUACCCAGAAUAGUCCAAACUCUUCUACCAGUAGUGCACCUAAAGGAAGGUCCAGGGACAUGUCUGCCUGGUUUAACCUCUUUGCAGAUCUGGACCCUCUGUCCAACCCAGAUGCUAUUGGGCGCAGUGAUCAGGAGUUCCUCAAUGCCUGA
This is a messenger RNA of Sinocyclocheilus grahami, 1840 nucleotides long. RefSeq names its product islet cell autoantigen 1-like protein. Bases 47 to 1840 code for a protein of 597 amino acids. Gene Ontology annotation, biological process: regulation of transport. The record is from RefSeq and is a predicted model, not a curated record. Gene Ontology annotation, molecular function: protein domain specific binding. NCBI's taxonomy places the organism in Eukaryota, Metazoa, Chordata, Actinopteri, Cypriniformes, Cyprinidae. The transcript has 15 exons. Gene Ontology annotation, cellular component: Golgi apparatus.